Columba livia (rock pigeon) is the source of this 3489-nucleotide messenger RNA. RefSeq names its product carboxypeptidase X, M14 family member 1 (gene CPXM1). Gene Ontology annotation, biological process: peptide metabolic process; protein processing. NCBI's taxonomy places the organism in Eukaryota, Metazoa, Chordata, Aves, Columbiformes, Columbidae. The record is from RefSeq and is a predicted model, not a curated record. The transcript has 15 exons. Gene Ontology annotation, molecular function: metallocarboxypeptidase activity; zinc ion binding. The coding region runs from base 118 to 2646 and encodes 842 amino acids.
GGGGCGGGGAGGGCGGCGGGGGAGGACGGGGCAGGCAGGACCGGGCAGGCAGCGCCGGGAACGGGCAGCGCCGGGCAGGCAGGGCCGGGGGCUGCUCCGCUCCGCUCCGCCGCGGCCAUGCUGGGGCUGCCCCUCGCCCCGCUGCUGCUGCUGCUUCUGGUCCCCCCGCCGCCCCCAGCCCGGGCGGCGCCCCCCCGCAGCGCCCCCCGGCCCCGGGCACUGGCGGCCGCCCCCGCCGAGCCCGCCCGCCCCGCCGCCACGGGGAUGGGCACCGCGGGGGCUGCCCCGGGAGCCACCGCCACCGGCGCCCCCGGAGGCACCGGGACCACCCCCCCGAGAGGCGCCGCACGGAGGCCGUCCCCAACCACGGCGGGGCCCCCCAGAGGCACCGGGACCACCCCUCCGAGGGGCACAGCAAUGAGGCCCCCCCCAACCACGGCGGGGCCCCCCAAAGGCACCGGGACGGCCCCCCCGCGAGGCACGGCAGCAACGCCCCCGAAGGGCACCACGACCGGCCCCCCCAAAGGCACCGGGCUGAGCACCAGGAGCCCCACGGCCGCCCCCACGAAAGGCGCGGGGGGGGGACCUGGAAGCGCAGCCCCAUCCAGCCCCGGCCCCCCCGAACGUGGGCGGCUGAAGGAGGGGGGGCCGGGGGCCAAAGCCCCGGUGCCCAGGAAGAAGCUGGUGCGGGUUAAAGUGGUGAAGAAGAAAGUGGUGAGGAAGAAGAAGCCGAAGACCCCGGCCAAGGAGGCGGCUGCUGCGCAGGACCCUCAGUGUCCCCCCCUGGGGCUGGAGUCCCUGCGGGUGCUGGACUCCCAGCUCCGAGCCUCCAGCGACAAGCGCUACGGCCUGGGCGCUCACCGCGGGCGCCUCAACAUCCAGUCAGGGCUCUACGACGGGGACUUCUACGACGGCGGCUGGUGCGCGGGGCAGGAGGACACGGCGCAGUGGCUGGAGGUGGACGCCCGCCGGCUCACCAACUUCACCGGCGUCAUCACGCAGGGGCUCAACUCCAUCUGGACGUAUGACUGGGUGACCUCCUACAAGGUCCAGGUCAGCAACGACACCUACACAUGGCACCCAUGCCGCAACGGCACUGAGGAGGCGGUGUUCCCCGGGAACAAGGACCCCGAGACGCCGGUGCUGAACCUGCUGCCGGUGCCGGUGGUGGCGCGGUACCUGCGCAUCAACCCCCAGAGCUGGUUCCCCAACGGCACCAUCUGCCUGCGGGCAGAGGUGCUGGGCUGCCCGCUGCCCGACCCCAACAACAUCUACGCCUGGCACAGCCCCCCCCCGCCCACCGACAAGCUGGAUUUCCGCCACCACAACUACAAGGAGAUGAGAAAGCUGAUGAAGCGGGUGAAUGACGAGUGUCCCGACAUCACCCGAGUCUACAGCAUCGGGAAGAGCUACCUGGGCCUCAAGAUGUACGUGAUGGAGAUCUCGGACAACCCCGGGCUGCACGAAGUGGGUGAGCCCGAGUUCCGCUACGUGGCGGGGAUGCACGGGAACGAGGUGCUGGGCCGGGAGCUGCUGCUCAACCUCAUGGAGUUCCUGUGCCGGGAGUUCCGGGCGGGCAACCCGCGCGUGGUGCAGCUGGUCACCGAGACCCGCAUCCACCUCCUGCCCUCCAUGAACCCCGACGGCUACGAGACCGCCUACAAGCUGGGCUCGGAGCUGUCGGGCUGGGCCAUGGGCCGCUGGACCUACGAGGGCAUCGACCUGAACCACAACUUCGCGGACCUCAACACGGCGCUGUGGGACGCCGAGGACAACGACCUGGUGCCGCACGAGUUCCCCAACCACUACAUCCCCAUCCCCGAGUACUACACCCUCACCAACGCCACGGUGGCCCCCGAGACGCGGGCGGUGAUCGACUGGAUGCAGCGCUACCCCUUCGUGCUGAGCGCCAACCUGCACGGGGGGGAGCUGGUGGUCACCUACCCCUUCGACAUGACGCGCAGCUACUGGAAGGCGCAGGAGCUGACCCCCACGGCCGACGACGGCGUGUUCCGCUGGCUGGCCACCGUCUACGCCACCUCCAACCUGGCCAUGGCCAGCGAGGACCGCCGCCUCUGCCACUACGAUGACUUCGCCCGCCAUGGCAACAUCAUCAACGGGGCCAACUGGCACACGGUGCCCGGCAGCAUGAACGACUUCAGCUACCUGCACACCAACUGCUUCGAGAUCACGGUGGAGCUCUCCUGUGACAAGUUCCCGCACGCAUCCGAGCUGCCGGCCGAGUGGGAGAACAACCGCGAGUCCCUGCUGCUCUACAUGGAGCAGGUGCACCGCGGGAUCAAGGGGGUGGUGCGGGACAGUGACACGGAGCAGGGCAUUGCCAACGCCAUCAUCUCGGUGGACGGCAUCAACCACGACAUCCGGACGGCCCUGGACGGGGACUACUGGCGGCUGCUGAACCCGGGCGAGUACGAGGUGACGGCGCGGGCCGAGGGCUACGAAGCGGCCACGCAGCCGUGUCACGUCUCGUACGAGAACGUCCCCACGCCGUGCAGCUUCCGCCUGGCCCGGCUGCGGCGGCACCGGCCGCGGGGGCGGCUGCCCGGGCGGGCCCCGCUGCCCUCCGACCUGCGGCUGCGGCGGCAGCGCCUGCGCCGGCUCCGCGCCCAGCGCCGAGCGCCGUGACCGGCACAAGGGACACGGGACACGGCCCGGGGCCGCGGGCUCGGCGGGGGGCCGGGGUGGAGCCGGUGACGGGGCCGGGGGACGCAGGGGGGGCGGAGCGGGUGCUCCGGGUGUCGCUGCUGUGCGGGACACGUCCCAGUAAAGCCGCCUGUGCCGCCCCCGGCUGCGCCUCUGUCGGGAACGGACCCGGUGCACGUGGUGGGGGGCCGGGGCCCGAUCCUGCCCGGCCGGUACGCGGUGCGGAGGGGCUGGGGCCCGAUCCUGCCCGGCCGGCACGAGGUCCCCGCCCCGCCCCAGGAAGCCCCGCCUCCGCUAGUGCCCGCUCCCCAUUUGCCCGCCCUUGCCCUGAAGGUCAAUGGCGCAUCCGCAGCCGGAGGUCCCACCCGCUUGCCCUGGCUCCGCCUCCUUGCUCCGCCCCGUCUGGGCGCCCCGCUGACGUCACCCCGUCCCCUACGAGGCUCCGCCCCCGACGCCCCUCGCUGGGCGCCUAUUGGCUCGUGGUGGCGGGAGGGGCGUGCCCGCCGGAGGCGCGGCGGCCAAUGGACUGCGAGCCUUGUCCGUAUCAGGCGGGCGCUGGCGGCGGCGGGGCUGCGGGCGGGGGGCGCGCACGCAGCAUGGUGGAGUACCGGAUCCGGCCGUACCGGCAGGAGGACGGUGAGGCCGUGCGCGAGAUCUUCGCCACCGGCAUGAGCGAGUACGCGCCGGCGCUGUGCCUGCACGUGCUGCGGCAGCCCUGGGCGCUGCUGGCGCUGGGCAGCACCGUGGCCGCGCUCCUGGCCAGCGCCCGCUCGCUGCUGCUGCCGCUGCUGGCGCUCACGCUGCUGCUGGCGCUGGCCCGGCACC